CAGCGUUCAACGUUCAACGUACCAUCGACGAUUGUUUUGGGUCUCGCCGAUAAAGAGAUCACGACAUGACAGAGCUCUCAAUCCUUCACUUUAACGAUGUCUACCGGGUUACUCCACAAAAGCUUUCAUCGAGUUCAUCUGAGACUGUUGAUGUAACUCAGUUUGCAUCGCUGCUAGAAUCUGUCCGAGAUCAAUGGUCUUUGCGUUCAGACGGCAAGAAGGAUGGUCUCUGCUUGUUUUCUGGGGAUGUCUUUGCGCCUUCUGUAGAGAGUACAGUAACAAGGGGAAGUCAUAUGGUGCCGGUGAUGAACAUCCUGGCACCAGAUGUAUCUUUAACAGGAAAUCACGAUUUUGACUUCGGUUACCCUCAUCUAUCUAAAUUGAUCCAGGAUACCAAGUUCCCAUGGGUGCUCAGCAAUAUCAUUGACGAGAACACGGGUAAAGUCCCAGAACAUCUGCACGCGUUCCAAAUCAUAGAACGCAAGGGAGUCCGUGUGGGUAUCAUUGGACUCGUUGAGAAGGAAUGGAUUGCCACAGUUUCUUCUUGGCCAGACAACUUUAAAUACCAGGACAUGGCGGAAACUGGACAAGACCUGUCCAAGCAGCUGCGUGACCCAGAUGGCGAGCAUAAAUGCGAUAUCAUUAUUGCACUGACACAUGCCCGUGUUCCCAAUGAUCUCUCUCUUGCUAAAGCACUCCACGCAUGCUCGCCAUCUGCACAGCAUAGUGCGUCCAUAGCCGACCAACACGGAGCUGACAUUGUUCUUGGCGGUCAUGACCAUCUCUAUUUCGUAUCCAAAGGGACUGAAAAAUGGGAAGGAUACGAUCUCGAUCAGAAGGUGUUGGGUGCCGAAAAGGAUGAAGGCGACGUCCUGGUGAUAAAAAGCGGGACCGACUUUCGAGACCUUAGCGAGUUUACCCUCACAUUAUCUGAUACACCGGAAGGCAGUGUGAGACGGAAGGUCAUCAGCGGCAUUUGCGGGAAGUAUCAUCGGACGCGAUCUGACUUACCGUCGCAUAUGGCACUGAAGAAAAUAUUGGGAUCCUUGCUGUCGGACGUUUCUGAAUCGCUAAAAGCACCUGUAUGCAUCACCGAAGUUGAGCUGAAUUUGCAUUCAGACAUUAUUCGCACUCGCGAGUCAGCUGCACCGAACUGGUUCGCAGACGUCUUGCGCCAUACCUAUGAUGACGCUCUUAGCAGCAAUGGGGAACGUACCGAAACUGACGGCGUUUUCAUUUGUGCAGGCACUCUUCGGGGUGAUUCUGUCUAUGCCCCUGGUGAAAUCACGUUGGGGAAUAUCAUGGAGAUACUUCCAUUUGAAGAUCCCCUUGUGGUCAUCGAGCUCGAUGGUGCCGCUAUAUGGGAUGCACUUGAGUCAGCAUUGUCGACGUGGCCAGCUCAGGAAGGGCGCUUCCCUGUAAUAUCAGGUUUCCGAGUAUCAUGGGAUUCUAAACGCCCAGCUGGCCAACGGGUACUUGGUGUGUGGCUGAUACCCGAGUCAAGUCCCACUACGCCGGCCGACAACGAGUCGAGGCCCCCCAAUGAAGGGGAUGCCCCAAUUCCUCGUAGUCGUGAGGGUCGCAAGUACAUAAUGGUGACCAGAGAGUAUAUGGCUCAAGGCCAUGACGGAUAUGGUGCCAUGAAAGGGGCGAAGUAUCUCAUUGAUGACGAAAGUGGGAUGAUAAUGAGCAGUGUUGUGAGAAAAUAUUUACUGGGCUCCCGCUUCGUCAGCCGGAUGGCUCGCCUCAAAGACAAUGAAGGCGGCGCGCCACCUAAGAGUAGCGUCGACAGCAAGGAUGGCACUAGUGCUCACGGGCAUCUCCAUCACAAAACGUCGAAUAUCAUUGAUCGCGAAAUGCACCGCCAAACCGUAGCGCGGAAGUGGCAGCAUGCCGCGCAGCUCGCAACUCGAGCUAUUAAAGAUCUACACCAUCAUCCCCACAGAAGGGUUCGUGAUCACCUUGGGGUAUCAGGACGCGAACAUAUGAGCGACGUCGAUUGCUACGACGGAAGUAGGGCAAGGAAGGGUGAAAAGUCGCUGCCAUCAGUAGGACAGGAUGAAGACAAAAGCAAAAAUCCCAUAGAAGAUCUCCUGGUGAUACACCCCGAGGUCGAUGGUCGUUUGAAGGAUGAGUCCGCAGCAGCUGCUUGAUUGAAUGGAAUGUUAUUCAAUACAAAUAGCUAGAAUCUACAAGCUGUAACUUUGUUGAGACCAGAGAGGAAGAUUACCAACCGACAGUCAAGGAACUGGGACAUAUUACAUUUUGCUCUAUUGCAUGCAACGGGUUUGCCAUGUUCUAGUAGCUAGCUACCACGAAUGAAGCGUAACCAGACCAAAUAAAACUCAGCUGAUUCUGUGCGAGGAUAUGUCACUAACGUGCAGGGCGGACGCGACGAGUCCCGCAAAGGCCGAGUGUCGUCAAGCGAUGGGCGUUGGAGCUAUAGGGGUGGUCGGGACAUUUACUUUCGGUGGUGGUGACCCAGAAAGUGUGCGCGCGUAAUGUGCCACUAGCCCAACGGCAGAGCCAAGGCCAGCGCCUCCAAGAAUAAGGUUUGCAACGCUAGCACGUUUCCAGAGUAUUGCUGGGGUUAGUACGGCAGACAAUAUCGCUCCUAUAGUGGCAUGAUCAUCUGCACGAAUGGCGGAGGUGUCGUAUGCAGCUUGCAUUCUUCGCGUUCUCAACUUUUCUUCUGGGGAGCUGCUGCUACGGACAUACUCAACCAAACCACCGGCCGCGAUUCCAGAAGCUCCUCCCACCCAAGUAGCCCUGAGCAAGCGGUUCAAAGCGAAGGUCGAGCGCCCCUUGCGGUAAAGCACGAACGCUGCGUAUGCAGGAGGGGUAAGCAAAGACAGGAUCUGAUAACCAUUGGUCAUGCCGCGACGAAUAAGGACUUCUCGAUCUGCACUAGCAGCCAUUAUAACUUCGUGUGUGGUUGGAGGGUAAUAGGUUAGUAGCAGAAUGAAAAUGUAAAC
Messenger RNA from Coniophora puteana RWD-64-598 SS2, 2975 nucleotides. Its product is annotated as Metallo-dependent phosphatase. Gene Ontology annotation, molecular function: hydrolase activity. Gene Ontology annotation, biological process: nucleotide catabolic process. The record is from RefSeq and is a predicted model, not a curated record. Lineage: Eukaryota; Fungi; Basidiomycota; Agaricomycetes; Boletales; Coniophoraceae. The transcript is spliced from 16 exons. The coding region runs from base 66 to 2153 and encodes 695 amino acids.